AUGAAGUUUUUGAAGCAACUACACAAUAUGGAGAAAGAAAUUAAGGACGAACUCACACCGUCCCUACAGCGUUCUACCGAUUCCUUAAAUAUGAUGGAGGUGAACAUAUUAUGUCUCGCUCGAUUGGUAGUGGAAAAUGGAACAGAAUUUCAGACUGUCUUCAAAAAUAAGAUGGAUCACAUUCAACCAAUUCAAUCAAGUGAUUCAAUUGAAGAAAUCAAUCAAAACAGCAAAGUGGACACGGCAUUGUUCCAAGGAGAUAUGAUACUCACCAAGUGCAUUAUUUCAUAUAGCUUCGUUUUGUUGACCAUUAUCCUUUUUUACACCACUUUUCUUUUCAGGGAACAAACUGAGGAGAUUUUGCAAGACAUCAAAGCGAACAAGGGCAAACGCAACAAACGACAGGCCUUCCGUGANACAGAAUUUCAGACUGUCUUCAAAAAUAAGAUGGAUCACAUUCAACCAAUUCAAUCAAGUGAUUCAAUUGAAGAAAUCAAUCAAAACAGCAAAGUGGACACGGCAUUGUUCCAAGGAGAUAUGAUACUCACCAAGUCCAUUAUUUCAUAUAGCUUCGUUUUGUUGACCAUUAUCCUUUUUUACACCACUUUUCUUUUCAGGGAACAAACUGAGGAGAUUUUGCAAGACAUCAAAUAUAAUAAUUACUUGAGGAAUAAACUUUCAGCUACCGAUAGAAUUAACGUUAUCAAAGGUGGUGGUUGCUGGUCAUACGUUGGAAGACUUGGAGGUGAACAAAGUCUUUCACUAGGCCCCGGAUGCGAAUCGGUUGGAACCGCCGUACAUGAGAUUGGGCAUGCUUUGGGUCUCUUCCACACCCAGUCAAGGCAUGAUCGUGACGACUUCGUCACACUGUAUCCAGAAAAUUUCCAGGUAAAUUUAAAAGCACAGAUAGCCAUAAAUUUUAAAUCAACAAGGUCGCCUGUCUCAAAGAACGGCAAGCCCAUCGUAGUGCCACUCGAUGUCAAGUAUAUUGAAACCCUUGGGUCUCGGUUCCUUUCAUUUUACGAUAAGCUUAUGGUAAACAUGCAUUAUGGAUGCCUCGCUUGUGAAAACGGUGGGUUUCCGCAUCCCAGAGACUGCUCUAAAUGCAUUUGUCCUAGCGGAUAUGGCGGAAGACUUUGCAAUGAAAGACCAAGUGGUUGCGGCAAGAUUUUGACGGCAACCACCACCUUCCAAACACUUGAGGACACCUUGGGUAAAAAAGAUUCAAGAGAAAGGAAACUUGACUACACGACGUGCCAUUACUGGAUUGAAGCACCCAUUGGUUCAACCAUUGAGGUAGUUUUUGAUAACUUUACACAAGGCUUCGGUUAUGGCGGAUGCUCAAUGGCGGGAUUGACCAUUGUAGUUGAGUUAUUCUGUGAUUCAAAAAAGGCUGGAAUAUCAUUGAUUUCUACGUACAACGUAGUCCCUGUAAUUACUUUCAACAAUUUCUACGAAACCAAAGUGGUUCUACGUUAUCGAAUUGGUAAUUUUUCAGUUUAUAGCAGUACUUUACAGACUUCUUUCUUAGCCAUUCACUGCUAUAAUGAUUUGAUGCAGUUGGUCUGUCCACAAUCGUGUAACCUCUGCUUGUAA
Angiostrongylus costaricensis is the source of this 1596-nucleotide messenger RNA. The record is from the annotation of a GenBank genome assembly. Lineage: Eukaryota; Metazoa; Nematoda; Chromadorea; Rhabditida; Metastrongylidae.